CGGAUCAGGAAGUUAUGUUGGAAUUUGAGAGCGCCUUUACUUUGUAGACAACGCUGAGUGGAGAGACUGCUGACUUCACACUAUCAAAAAGAGGCGCUUGACGGAAGUCACCUGAACCAAGAUGUCGUCAACAUCCCAAAAGCAUAAAGAGUUUGUGGCCGAGCCCAUGGGCGAGAAGUCGGUAAAUGCUCUAGCAGGCAUCGGAGAGGUUCUCGGCAAGCGUCUGGAGGAGAAAGGUUUUGAUAAGGCGUACGUAGUACUUGGCCAGUUCCUGGUCUUGAAGAAGGAUGAAGAGUUCUUCCGUGAUUGGUUGAAAGACACAUGUGGUGCCAAUUCCAAACAGCAAGGUGACUGCUACGGCUGCCUUCGAGAGUGGUGCGACUCCUUCCUGUAGACGACCAGCUCCGCUGUUUUCUCUUUCUUGUCUUUUUUUAUACAUAUAUAAAUAUAAUUCACAUGUUUUACCUCUAAAGUGCACAGGCCUCCCGUGCUAACAACUUGUGAGUGAUGCUGGUUUGGUAGUGAUAGCACUGAACCACAGCCCCCUAGAGCAGCAAGUAAGCUCCGCUAGUUCACCACAACUGGGCAUCUGCAACGCCCAUCUGCCGUAAUGUCUAGUCUAGCUCCAGAUUGUCUGCUGAGCUUCUGCGUAUAACUGAUGACAUGUCAUGGACGGGGGUUCUAAAUAUUUUCUUUAGUUCUUUGUGUUUCAGUUUUGGGUUUGAGUUUCAGCUACCAUGACUCUUAACACAAGUUGGGCGCGUUCACAUGAGCAGCGUCUGUGGUCUACUGAUUGUCUUCACUGCUCGGUUAAAGGAUGCCUUAUUCGACUGUUAUUUAAUCUCCAGUGAAAAUGCGUAUUACAAACACAUACUGUUGGCAUACAUCAUGCAAGCUACCUAAUGUUGAUCCAGUUUUUAAGCGAUUUUGAAGGAUCUGUUUUUAAAUAUAUGCAGUCUCAUUGGGUGUAGAACAACAUUGUUUCUCUCUCCUGUUCCAAACAUGACUGGCUGGCCCUUGGGUCUGUUUCUUAUCCAAAUACGACACAAAGCAAAGCUGAGCGUGGCAGUGGCACAGCAGUAGAAGGUCGUCUUGCUGCUAGGUAUGUUGAGCACACGCAAAUUAAAGCUACUGCCUGUCACCAUUGGCCAAAAUGUGAACGCAGACAUAAUUCACAGAAUGUUUUCCAUUCUGCUUUCUCUUUCCAUUUCACAAUUGUUAAACAUCGAUGAUUUCAGCAUGUAAUAUUUGUCUGUAAGGUUUGUGCAUUUUUUUAAGAAUCAAUACAUGUUUGAAGGAACAAUAAAGUGUAAAGAUAG
Messenger RNA from Alosa alosa (allis shad), 1319 nucleotides. RefSeq names its product BAF nuclear assembly factor 1 (gene banf1). Gene Ontology annotation, molecular function: DNA binding. The transcript is spliced from 3 exons. Lineage: Eukaryota; Metazoa; Chordata; Actinopteri; Clupeiformes; Clupeidae. Bases 122 to 394 code for a protein of 90 amino acids. The record is from RefSeq and is a predicted model, not a curated record.